CUCCCCCUCCAAAUCACCCUGUUUUUCUAAUGAAGGCAUUUAGCUUUAUGUGAACGUUUAUUGUCCUUCAUUAUAUGAAUUAUAAUGUUACACUACUAGCGUCGCCACGCGAUAACGCUCACUAUGGAGCGCGUUUCCGAGAACUAGUAUCUGCAUGCUAUCUAGUGACGUCAGGCAGGAGGUUCGUGGUUCAGCGUGGAUGGGGGUGUCACAUUCCCCCAUUUGCCGGCGAGGAAGGAUGUUUAUUUCCUGACUCAAGUCUUUCGAUGGAUUCGUACCACCUCCUCUCUGUCGUCACAUCACACCGCUACAAAAGCUUCAUGGAGAUACUGGACUCAGUCGAAACCGGCCACAAAAGCAGAUUGGAAAGCGUUGUAUCGAAAUGAACGUCUUAACAGCGCUGCUGAGGUCGACAGGCUGCCUGGGUUCGCGGCAUGUGCUGCAGCAGCGCGUCGCGGUGCCGGGGCGAUGCGGACUGUGCAUUAAGUCCGAGCCCAGCUUUGGGUUGCUGUUUGACAUAGAUGGAGUCUUGGUGCGAGGAAGGACCCCCAUCCCAGCAGCAAAGAGAGCUUUCCAGAAGCUGGUGGAUGCAAAAGGGCAGUUUGUGGUUCCGGUUGUCUUUGUCACAAAUGCUGGCAACUGCUUACGACAGAAGAAGGCAGAUCAGCUGUCUCACAUACUGGGUGUUCCUAUAUCGCAAGACCAAGUCAUGAUGUCUCACAGCCCUUUGCGAAUGUUCAAGAAAUAUCAUGACAAGUAUGUGCUGGUGUCUGGACAAGGUCCUGUGCUCGACAUUGCCAAAAAUGUGGGCUUCACAAACGUGGUCAGUAUCGACAUGCUGCGUGAAUCCUUCCCUCUGCUGGACAUGGUGGAUCACAACAGACGGCCCAAACUUCCGUCUGCUCCUGUGGUGAACCUCCCCAGAGUUGAAGCUGUAGUUCUGUUUGGGGAGCCCAUUCGAUGGGAGACAAACUUACAGCUCAUUGUUGACGUCCUUCUCACCAACGGGAAUCUGAGCAAUGUCUAUGAAACCACUCACUCCACUCAUUUGCCGCUCUUGGCCUGUAACAUGGAUCUAAUGUGGAUGGCAGAGGCACAUUCACCAAGAUUCGGUCAUGGCACUUUCAUGGUUUGUUUGGAGAGCAUCUAUAAGAAGAUCACUGGAAAAGAUCUGAAAUACGAGGCCCUCAUGGGGAAGCCCAGUGAACUGACCUACCAUUUUGCUGAGUUCCUCAUUAGAGAACAAGCUGCUGAGAGAGGCUGGAGGGCACCGAUCAGAUCCCUUUAUGCUAUCGGGGACAACCUGAUGACUGAUAUCUAUGGUGCCAACCUCUACAACCGCUACCUCGAGGAACGGAUAGCCAGGAAGACCACGAAAGCAGUGGCAAACAUGGUGACUGGAACAGGGACGCCCACCAGCGUCCCUCAGGAGGUGGACAUGGACAACGGUUGGGAAAGUGAGCUUGCGUCGCCCUCCGCCACAUCCUGCAAAUCCAUCCUGGUGUGCACAGGCGUCUACAACCCCCACAUGGAGUUACCUAAAGAUGCCAACCAGUGCAUCAAAGAGACAGUCUUCCACGGCCACCGUGAUUUCCGCUUCGACCCUGCUCUGGUGGAGCCGGAGAAGAUCGUAGAGGACGUGGACGCUGCCGUUGAACUCAUCUUUGAGAUGGAGAAGUUCGACAGCAGUUUAGUUACAUAAAUCUAGUGAUGUUAUUGAUUUAAUAUCAACAGUCUGUAUGAUUCCAUGCCUUUCCAUUAUAGUUCGUGUUUUAUGGAGAAAACCUCCACAAAUAAGCACAAUGCACGACUGAGAAAACAGGAGCGAUCAUUAAAGAUCGUGGCAUUUUAGCUUUACUGGAUAGCAUGAUUUCAUUUUAGUGUUCGUGGUCCAACAGUAUUUUUUCAUAAGCUCUGACUGAACAGAUUUGCAUAUCCUACUCUCUAGUGUGCAUAAAUAGGCAAGAGAGGGCGUUCAGGCCACUGAGUCAUGAAAUACACAGUGUUCCAGCUGUAGACUGAUGUGGGAUAAAUAAAAUAAGGGCAAAACUUUGGCAGAAGCGUGAAAUGGAUUUAAUCUGUGACCUUCUGGAAGUGGUUCUUCUGCAUCCCUGGAUUGCAAGGGCUAUCAGUCUGCCUGUUUUUUUUAAAUAGAUAAUCAAAGACCAUUAGUAUUUCUAUUAUUUUUCACAGAUAGUUUAACAUUGUUAAAAUCGUAUUACAGUAACUGUUUGCCAUUUUAUCAGUACAGGUCCCAUAAACAUGGUCUACCAUUUUUAUAGGGUUGUAUGUGUAAUACCGCAUAUUAAUUCAUCAUGUUCUGUUACCUUUAUUGUGCCAGUUUUACAUCAGUAGUUGUUACAUUGCUACGACUCCAUUUUUUUUAAGGUUAUUUAUGUUUAAUUUGGUUACUGUUACACUGUAACAUAAUGGUGAGAUUUGCACUGAGACAAAACAACCUUGUAGAAAACAAAAGCCAUUCAGUUGGACAUUUGUUUUUAUAUUUUACCAGUAAAUGAUGUCCUAGUGCAAGGUUUGCACCUUCAAUAUAGUUUUGGUCGUUCAAAAUUCAGGUAGUACACUAAAGGUUGACAAAGAGGUGCCAGUUUUGUCACUUGAAACUGUAAAGUAAAUAAAGUUUAACCUCAAAUGUA
This is a messenger RNA of Labeo rohita (rohu), 2654 nucleotides long. RefSeq lists its product as uncharacterized. The record is from RefSeq and is a predicted model, not a curated record. Gene Ontology annotation, biological process: glycerophospholipid biosynthetic process. The transcript is spliced from 8 exons. Gene Ontology annotation, cellular component: mitochondrion. Bases 383 to 1702 code for a protein of 439 amino acids. NCBI's taxonomy places the organism in Eukaryota, Metazoa, Chordata, Actinopteri, Cypriniformes, Cyprinidae.